Schistocerca gregaria is the source of this 2313-nucleotide messenger RNA. RefSeq lists its product as uncharacterized. Bases 1 to 828 code for a protein of 275 amino acids. The record is from RefSeq and is a predicted model, not a curated record. Lineage: Eukaryota; Metazoa; Arthropoda; Insecta; Orthoptera; Acrididae. The transcript is spliced from 3 exons.
AUGUCGUACAGUGAGUAUUGUUGUAACACAUUGUUGCAACAGGGGGAGCUGACGUCAUGUUAUAUUGUCAUCAACGUUGGGUGUUUUUAUUUCCCGGUUUCACACACUAUCAAACUCUUAGUCUCCGUCAUCGUUCUCUCCAUUGUUAGAAAAACGUACAAUGUUGUACUUAACGUAUUUCGGAGUAACGGGCGUGUGCUAUGGCACAGAAAAAAGAGAAGCGCAACUUCCGUGUUAAAAGUGGGAAACAGACCGACAGCAGCGCCUCACAAGUGGGAACGACGAAACCUUACGUCUGAUGACAUACAUAGAAUCUUGGCUGAAUUGGGGAGAGAGGAAGCAGAGGGGAAAAGCCAUGAGGAAUCCUUAGAAGAUGACGUUUCCGAUGACCCAGAACAAGAAGGAAUUGAAGAUGAUAUACAUCAAAGUGAGUCGGAAAUUGAUUUAGAAAACGGGGGAGGAAAUGACACAUAUCAACAGGAGCUACCAACAAAUUACAUCAGAUUUUAUAUAGGUAAGGACAUGGAAACUAUUUGGGCUAGUAGUGCCAAUAUUACCAGCACAAAAUCAAAGUCAAAAAAUAUAGUCAUAACUCUACCAGGUCCUACUGGACAAGCCAGACAAUGUGAAACUCGACUAGAAAGUUUUCAGUGUAUAAUAACUCCCGAAAUGGUAGAAGGGAUCGUAAGGUACACGAAUAUUUAUAUUGAAAGGAAAAACUUGGCAUGUCAAGCACUGGCAGAAGGAAGCGGUAACUCUGAAGUACGUGAAAGGGAUUAUAAACCGACAACAACGACUGAAAUGCUAGCAUUGUUUGGCGCUCUUUGAUUGAUUGCGGUCAAAAGAGGAAACCGUGCAAAUUCUCUGAAUAUUUCAAUAGCAAUGGAACAGGUCUGACAAUUCUGCGAGCCAAUUUCAGUCUAAAUAGAUUUAGAUUUUUGGAACGAUCUAUAAGAUUUGAUGACCUAAACACGAGAUUGGAACGUCAAGGAACGGACAAACAUGCUGCUAUACGAGAAAUUUUGCCUUUUUCAUUGCUAACAGCCAAAAAUCAUUCAGUUUAGGGGAAUUUGUCACUGUUGAUGAUAUGUUGGUUGCGUUUAGAGGACGAUGUUCAUUCAUCCAGUACAUGCCUCAAAAACCAGCCAAAUACGGAUUAAAAAUGUAUGCAUUGUGUGAUGCACGCACAUUUUAUACAUAUAAUUUAGAAGUGUACUGCGGAAAACAUGUGCCAGGCCCUAACGUACUCUCCAACAAACCAUACGACUUGGUCGCUAGAUUGGUUGAAUGCAUAGAAGGAACAAAUAGAAAUGUAACAACUGAUAAUUAUUUGUCAAGUUACCCGUUGGCUGAAUACCUCCUUAGCAAAGGCCUCGCUUUUUUAGGUACAAUGAGAAAAAACAAAAAAGAAAUUCCCGCAGAAUUUGUGACAGUAAAUGGAAAUGCAGUGGCAGGAGACUACAUGUUCGGUUGUCAAGAUGACAAAACUUUGAUUUCUAUGAUUACAAAAAAAAAGGAAAGUUGUAGUAGUGCUCUCCACAAUGAUUGAUACCGCCAUCAUUGUUGAAGAUACCAAAAAACCUGUACAAAUCACAGACUAUAAUACUGUAGACUUCAUGUGCUCCAGAAUUUCAACAUCAAGAAGAACACAAAGGUGGCCUGCAUGUAUAUUUUUCCGCUUACUUGACUUGGUAGGAAUAAAUUCGUUACGCAUUUUUCAAUUUAACGUAGGUAAUAUGAAAGAAAAAACGAGAAGAUAAUUCUUACAUGCGUUAUCUUUGGAACUGAUGAGCGAAAACCUGAAAGAAAGAGCUAAAUUGAAGCAUUUACCAAAAGAUUUGUUACUAUUUUUGGAAAAUUACAGAGAGAGUGACAUAGUUUAUCCAGCUGGAUCAACACCUACAUAGAGAGUAAAAUGUUAUUUGUGUACCUCAAAAAAGAAUAUAAAAAUCAAAGCGAGAAUGCGGUGAAUGUGGAAGAAACAUCUGUCUAUGACAUUCAACCACGACAGUUACGUGCAAUAAUUGUUGACAGCCUCAAAACGAAAAUGAAAUGGAUACAUACUGAUCAGCAUUUUUCACCUGACAGAACUGUUUGUGACGUUUUCAAUCAAAAAUUCUUUUUUCAAAGCAAAAUUAGCUUUUCUGUUGACGAGUAAAGACAGUGAAUAACUCUAGUCUUAAGUAUUACAUUAUAUAGUCCCAGAACAUUACAAUUAAAAAAAAUGUUCUUAUAUUUCAUUUGGGUAUUUGGCUUCCUUUUUGUAUUCCAUUGUAUAUUUUAUUGUUAAAUAAAUAAUUCUGAUUACAAAUG